AUGGACAAGGUCACCAAUGUCCGUAACAUGUCUGUCAUUGCCCACGUCGAUCACGGUAAAUCUACUUUAUCUGAUUCUUUGGUUCAAAAAGCUGGUAUUAUUUCCGCUGCCAAAGCUGGUGAUGCCAGAUUUAUGGAUACCAGAAAAGAUGAACAAGAAAGAGGUAUUACUAUUAAAUCUACUGCUAUUUCUUUGUAUGCUUCCAUGUCUGACGAGGAUGUCAAAGACAUCAAACAAAAGACCGAUGGUAACUCCUUUUUGGUUAACUUGAUUGAUUCCCCCGGUCACGUUGAUUUCUCCUCUGAAGUUACUGCUGCUUUGAGAGUCACUGAUGGUGCUUUGGUUGUCGUUGAUACCGUUGAAGGUGUCUGUGUCCAAACUGAAACCGUUUUGAGACAAGCUUUGGGUGAAAGAAUUAAACCAGUUGUUGUUAUUAACAAAGUCGACAGAGCUUUAUUGGAAUUGCAAACCACCAAAGAAGAUUUGUACCAAACUUUUGCCAGAACUGUUGAAUCCGUUAACGUUAUUAUCUCCACUUACUGUGACCCAGUUUUAGGUGAUGUUCAAGUCUACCCACAAAAAGGAACAGUAGCUUUUGCCUCAGGUUUACACGGUUGGGCUUUCACUGUUAGACAAUUUGCCAACAAGUAUUCCAAAAAAUUCGGUGUUGACAAAGAAAAGAUGAUGGAAAGAUUGUGGGGUGAUUCUUACUUCAACCCAAAGACCAAGAAAUGGACCAACAAAGACAAAGACGCUGAUGGUAAACCAUUGGAAAGAGCUUUCAACAUGUUCAUUUUGGACCCAAUUUUCAGAUUGUUUGCUGCCAUCAUGAACUUCAAAAAAGAUGAAAUUCCAGUUUUGUUAGAAAAAUUGGAAAUCCAAUUGAAAGGUGACGAAAAAGAUUUGGAAGGUAAAGCUUUGUUGAAGGUUGUCAUGAGAAAAUUCUUGCCAGCUGCUGAUGCCUUAUUGGAAAUGAUUGUCUUGCACUUGCCAUCUCCAGUUACUGCUCAAGCUUACAGAGCCGAAACUUUGUACGAAGGUCCAUCUGAUGAUCCAUUCUGUACUGCUAUCAGAAACUGUGACCCUAACGCUGACUUGAUGUUGUACGUCUCCAAGAUGGUUCCUACAUCCGAUAAAGGUAGAUUCUACGCUUUUGGUAGAGUUUUCGCUGGUACCGUUAAAUCUGGUCAAAAAGUUAGAAUCCAAGGUCCAAACUACCAAGUUGGUAAGAAAGAAGACUUGUUCUUGAAAUCUAUCCAAAGAACUGUGUUGAUGAUGGGUAGAUCUGUUGAACAAAUUGAUGACUGUCCAGCUGGUAACAUUAUUGGUUUAGUUGGUAUUGAUCAAUUCUUGUUGAAAUCUGGUACCAUUACUACCAAUGAAGCUGCUCACAACAUGAAGGUUAUGAAAUUCUCUGUCUCCCCAGUUGUGCAAGUUGCCGUUGAAGUGAAGAACGCUAACGAUUUACCAAAAUUAGUCGAAGGUUUAAAGAGAUUGUCCAAAUCCGAUCCAUGUGUUUUGACUUACAUGUCCGAAUCUGGUGAACAUAUUGUUGCUGGUACCGGUGAAUUGCACUUGGAAAUUUGUUUACAAGAUUUAGAAAACGAUCAUGCUGGUGUUCCAUUGAGAAUCUCCCCACCAGUUGUUUCUUACAGAGAAACUGUUGAAGGUGAAUCCUCCAUGGUUGCCUUGUCCAAAUCACCAAACAAGCAUAACAGAAUUUAUGUUAAAGCUCAACCAAUUGAUGAAGAAGUUUCUUUGGAUAUUGAAAAUGGUGUUAUCAACCCAAGAGAUGAUUUCAAAGCCAGAGCUAGAAUUUUGGCUGACAAACACGGUUGGGAUGUCGUUGAUGCCAGAAAGAUUUGGUGUUUCGGUCCAGAUGGUAACGGUCCUAACUUGGUUGUUGAUCAAACCAAGGCUGUUCAAUACUUGAACGAAAUUAAAGAUUCCGUUGUUGCUGCUUUCCAAUGGGCUACCAAAGAAGGUCCAAUCUUCGGUGAAAACUGUAGAUCCGUCAGAGUUAACAUUUUGGAUGUUACUUUGCAUGCUGAUGCUAUCCACAGAGGUGGUGGUCAAAUCAUCCCAACCAUGAGAAGAGUUACUUACGCUUCUAUGUUGUUGGCUGAACCAGCCAUUCAAGAACCAAUUUUCUUGGUUGAAAUUCAAUGUCCAGAAAACGCUAUUGGUGGUAUUUACUCAGUCUUGAACAAGAAGAGAGGUCAAGUUGUCUCUGAAGAACAAAGACCAGGUACUCCAUUGUUCACUGUUAAAGCUUACUUGCCAGUUAACGAAUCUUUCGGUUUCACUGGUGAAUUGAGACAAGCUACUGGUGGUCAAGCUUUCCCACAAUUGAUUUUCGACCAUUGGCAAGUCAUGUCCGGUGACGUUACCGAUGAAAACAGUAAACCUGGUGCUAUUGUCAAGGAAAAGAGAAUUAGAGCCGGUUUGAAACCAGAAGUUCCAGAAUACACUGAAUAUUACGAUAAAUUGUAA
This is a messenger RNA of Candida dubliniensis CD36, 2493 nucleotides long. It is a transcript of the gene EFT2, whose product is annotated as elongation factor 2. The record is from RefSeq and is a predicted model, not a curated record. Gene Ontology annotation, cellular component: cytosol; ribonucleoprotein complex. Gene Ontology annotation, molecular function: GTPase activity; translation elongation factor activity; ribosome binding. The coding region runs from base 1 to 2493 and encodes 830 amino acids. NCBI's taxonomy places the organism in Eukaryota, Fungi, Ascomycota, Pichiomycetes, Serinales, Debaryomycetaceae. The transcript has a single exon. Gene Ontology annotation, biological process: translational elongation.